Periophthalmus magnuspinnatus is the source of this 1693-nucleotide messenger RNA. It is a transcript of the gene efhc1, whose product is annotated as EF-hand domain (C-terminal) containing 1. The transcript has 10 exons. Gene Ontology annotation, molecular function: alpha-tubulin binding. The coding region runs from base 11 to 1693 and encodes 560 amino acids. NCBI's taxonomy places the organism in Eukaryota, Metazoa, Chordata, Actinopteri, Gobiiformes, Gobiidae. The record is from RefSeq and is a predicted model, not a curated record. Gene Ontology annotation, biological process: cilium-dependent cell motility; mitotic cytokinesis; mitotic spindle organization. Gene Ontology annotation, cellular component: mitotic spindle; axoneme.
AAAAGAAGAAAUGUCGUGGAAUUGGAACAGUCAUGGCCUGCCUUUUUUGCCUGGAUACAGCUUUCAGGAUGUAACAAAGCCAGCUUUUCACCGGCCUCAGACACUGGGGUAUAAAAAUGGCUAUGCUCUACCUCGCCGGCCCACCAUAGGCAUCGGACAGAGUCCCCUCCUAUCUGCUCAACUCAGACUACAGGAGCUCAACCAGCUACCCUUACAAGAACAUGAGGCCUCCUACGACACCUACGACAUUAGCCAGUGUGAGGACUUUAUCCCUGCCCAUGUGGCACUGGACAAGAAGGUGCUCCGUUUCUAUGCGUACUUCACAGAGGAUGUCUUGUACUCUCCAGAAGAGCACUACCGUAUUCGUUCUGUGGUCAUUCACUACUUCCUGGAGGAUGACACCAUGUGCAUCAUAGAGCCAGCCGUGGAGAAUUCUGGGAUACCGCAGGGCAAACGCAUCAAGCGCCAGCGGCUGCCUAAGAACGAGUUUGGAGAGUACUACACUUGGAUUGACUUGAAUGUGGCUAUGGACAUGGAGGUGUACGGAGUCAAGUACCGCAUCAUAGACUGUGACUCUUUUACUAAGGAGUUCCUGGCCAGUGAAGGCAUUAUUCUAAAUGUUCCAGAGUCCAUGCCCUCAGACCCAUACACCACACACCGCACGAAACCCAUACCGUGCUUCACCAUGCCCUCCAAGUGUGACCCAGCCAACAAGUUCCUCACCAUGGACCGCAAGGUGCUGCGUUUCUUCGGGCUGUGGGAUGACUCUCAGUCUCUUUUUGGAGACACGCACCCGGUCACCAUUCACUACUACCUGGUGGACGACACUGUGGAGGUCAGAGAGGUGCAAGAGUCCAACAGCGGACGAGACCCUUUCCCCAUCCUCAUGCGGAGACAGCGGCUGCCCAAGAAGACCAAAACACACAUAAGUAGCUUUCCCACCUGUGUCCUGGAGGUGUCCAAAGAUGAGGUAGAGGAAUACUACUCUCCACGGGACUUCCAGCUGGGGCAGAAGAUAACCAUGCUGGGGAGAUGCUUUCUCCUGUGUGACUGCGAUGACUUCACCCAACAGUACUACCAGAGCCACUACCCCGACAUGGAGCUUAAUCCAGUGGAAAUGACUCGCCAAGAACCUCAGCCAGCAGACAAGAAGAAGGAGGUGCCCCCGUAUAAUGGCUUUGGGACCCUCGAGGACUCUCUGCAGAACUGCCUGAGCCUUGUCCCAGUGCCUCCCAAAAAGAACCUAGUCAAACAGCUGGAAAACAACAACAAAGUGCUGCGCUACCGGGCCAAAUUGGAAUCUCAGUUUGAAGUAGACGAGGACCGUACAUUUGUCCUGUCCUAUUAUCUGGCCAAUGACAUGAUCAGCAUCUAUGAGAAGUCCUCCCGGAACAGUGGGAUCAUUGGAGGGAAGUUCCUGGAAAAGACACGCAUCCCCAAACCUGAUUCCAGCACAGAGAAUCCACAAUUCUAUUCCCCCACAGACUUUGCUAUCGGCUCCACAGUGGAGGUGUUCGGCCAUCGCUUUGUGCUGACCGAUGCUGACCGCUACGUGUUAACUUACCUGGAGUCCAUCCAGAGCCAGGUGCCUACAGAGAUCCUCAACUCUCUAAGGAGGAGGUUUGGACUGGACACAUACACCAUAGAGAAACACGGUGAAGAUGCCGUGGUUGAACCCUCAUCUCUGAAUUGA